AUGGGAGCAAUAUUGGGACAGUAUCAUGAAGGCAGCGGCAAGGAGAAGGCCAUAUACUACAUAAGCAAAACUCUUUCAGGGUACGAGUCAAAAUACACCAUGUUAGAAAAGACUUGCUUUGCGCUUGUCUGGGAAACCCAACGUCUUCGACAUUACAUGUUGACUCAUAAGAUUCAGCUGCUAUCAAGGAUGGAUCCUAUCAAAUACUUGUUCGAGAAUCUCAUGUUGUCCGGAAGAAUGUCAAAAUGGAAAUUUUUGCUUUCCGAGUUUGAUAUUACAUACAUUACGCAGAAAUCUGUCAAAGGAAGAGAAAUCGUUGAUCAUCUAGCAUCGCAUCCUAUCCUCGACAACACUGAGCUGAAUAUUGAGUUCCCAGACGAAUGGGUGAUGUAUGCUGAUGUAACCGAAGAAUAUGAAUCCUACAUAGCUGGAUUGAAAGCUUCUAUUGAAAUCAAUGUCAAAAGCAUCAUAGUAUACGGAGAUUCACUGCUGAUCAUCAAGCAAAUCCAGAAGGAAUGGAGGUUUAACGAACAGUUAUCCCAAUAUCAUACAUACCUUGAAGAUCUCACCAGACAGUUCGAUCACAUUGAGUUCCACCACAUCUAUAAAAACAAAAAUUACGGUGCUAAUGCUCUUUUUGUUUUAGCUUCUACGCUUGCAGUCCCCGAAGGAAAGACGGUAAAACCCAUUGAAAUAAGUUGGAGAGAUGAACCUGCUUUCUGUUAUGCCAUUCAAAUUGCCGCUGAACAAUUAGACGACACUCCUUGGUUCGUUGAUAUCCAAAGGUACCUCAAAGAUCAAUCAUACCCAGAAGAUUCAACAAAACAACAAAGGAGAUACAUCCGAAGAGUAGCAUGUCAGUACACAAUCUUUGUAAAUGUUCUUUACAAAUUAUCAAGAGACGGAACCUUGUUACGAUGUGUGAACGAACACGAAGCAAGAAAGAUCCUGGAGAGAGUACACAGUGGUGAGUGUGGUCCUCACAUGAAUGCACACAUGAUGAGUAGGAAUAUAGCUUGCCUGGGAUACUACUGGACAACAAUGAUGUCAGAUUACUGCAACUUCAUCAUGAGGUGUCACCAAUGUCAGAUACAUGGGAACCUUAUGCAUGUACCUCCUUCUCAACUUCAUACUCUAUCAUCUCCAUGA
Messenger RNA from Papaver somniferum (opium poppy), 1149 nucleotides. RefSeq lists its product as uncharacterized. The transcript is spliced from 2 exons. Bases 1 to 1149 code for a protein of 382 amino acids. The record is from RefSeq and is a predicted model, not a curated record. Gene Ontology annotation, molecular function: RNA-DNA hybrid ribonuclease activity; nucleic acid binding. NCBI's taxonomy places the organism in Eukaryota, Viridiplantae, Streptophyta, Magnoliopsida, Ranunculales, Papaveraceae.